Owenia fusiformis is the source of this 1480-nucleotide messenger RNA. NCBI's taxonomy places the organism in Eukaryota, Metazoa, Annelida, Polychaeta, Sabellida, Oweniidae. The record is from the annotation of a GenBank genome assembly.
AUGACGUGAUAAGUGCGUGAUAACUACAUGAUAAGUACAUCUACAUUGAUUUUGAAGGGAUGACAUGUUUUGUACAUAUGCGUUUGUCUGUUAGUCAGAGUACAACAUGAACAAUAAAUAUAAGAUACCUACAGUGCAUCAAUCUUAAAAAAGCUAUCAAAGGAACACAAUUUAAUAUUUUAUGGAAAAAUACAUUCAUGUCUUGAAUAUAAAACGUUUGUAAAUUUUUUAAAAUAACAUGUCAGAAAAGCAUUAAAAUACAAGAGACACAACAAGCAAUUUUUCAUAUCAUAUUUUAAUUGCUUAUUUUUGAGGUUUGAUUGACACACACAAGCCAAUAUUGAUUUUCGACACUUGUUGCUAGAUUUAGCGAUGGUUGAGAUGUGACCACCGUCAUUUGGUAAAGUGAUACAACAUGCAGUUGGACGAGUGCUUGGUGUGAAGUUUAAAACAUGUCACGAAGACUAUUCAAAAGUGAGCAAACAGAUUUUGAGAAAAUUAGCCACUGCACCUUACAACGCGGCAGUCCAUCUUGCAACUCUCAAGACAACAUAAAAUCAAACUCCGAUAUUCUUCCGGAUUUGCAAAAGCAAAACUUGAAGUUAACUAGCCUGGACAUGGCAAAGGAUAUGGCGAACUCGGUGAACACAUUUCAUAACAUUUUUUCAACACCGUUGCCACCAAUAAAGACCUUGCCUAAAAUACAGGCCAAAAGACCAACAUCGUUAAUUGGAUUGGAUACUAGUAACUUGACAAUGUCCAAGAGGCCGGGAAGUCUUCCACAGAUAACUCAAAAACCUUUGUGUAAAGGUCGUUUGAAUUUCGGACCAGCGUGCUCUAAAUACACGUUGACUAAAAUAGAGCACUUUGAAAAGCAAAAUUCUCAAUCGGAAGUGACCGCUACAACUCCAUCUGAUGUUAUUACAACAAUCGUCGACCCUUUGGCUGUUUCGGGCAAUGUAUUGGAAAAUGAUGAAGAUGACCCAUCCGGUAGACUAGAAAAGGUACUCCGCAAAAUAGGGAAUGUUAAAAUACGCAAGAGGGAUCAUGACGAAAGAUUAGCUUGUGCCAAAUGUUUAAACGAUUUGGACACAAUCUCUAAAGAAGUAGGAUUUGAAAGAAUGUUUCAACGUGCUAUAGAUUCGCCAGGAGAUAUGUCCCCUACUUGUUUAUCGCCUAUAAUCACAAAAAACAAUACAACAGUAGUGCCAUGGCCAGCCCCGUGUCUCGUGGAAGUGGAAAGACUAUCAAAUUCCACCAUUGAAAGUCCAAAAGACGACGCAAAGAAAAAACAACUAUAAGGACACUCAUAUGAAGUGCAUGCCAAAUUAUAAUAACAUAUGAUAUGAUAUGAUUUGAUAUAAUUGCACAAGAUGUCAGUUCUCCUGCAGAUUCUGAUGCACUGGAAAUAACAAAUCUUUGGCAAAUACCUUUUGGCAUAGCAUAUCAUAGCACAACUUUCUCUGCUUCAACAAAAUCC